GAUAACGGAGAGCACACAGGUUUUUUGGUUUCCACGAUAUAAUUACGUCUUUUUAAAACGAAUUCUACCUUCGCAGAACAACUCACAAACAAGCGUCAGAGACAAGAUGAAAGUUAUCCUAUUAAUUUCGUUGCUGACCGUGUUCACAAUCGAUGGCAUAUACGGUCAGAGAGACGGAGGCCGCACCCUUCCAGAUGAUGAGUAUUCCCGCCAUAUUUUUACUAGAUUGAAUGGAAAUAACGAUAGUCAUAUUGAUUUCCAUGAAAUAAAAUUCGCUUUCACUAAACUCGACAAAGACGAUGAUGGAUUCGUGAGUAAAUUAGAAUUUGUAGAGGCAGUACAGGCGAAAGAACAUCCGCAGAAUGCAAAAAUAUUUGGGAUGUUUGAGAAACUGGAUACUGAUAAAGAUGGGAAGUGGAAUUUAGUAGAUAUGAGAAGAACAUUUAACAUCAUGGAUGACGAUGGUAACGGCGAACUCACUGAUGUUGAAUUUAUUCCAGCAUGGAUCAAAAUGAUGGACUCUUAAAGCACCGUUGACGUGAUGCGAUUUAUUUCCUGAUAAACAGUUUAGAAAUAAAAAUUAUAAUAGAUAUAAAACAAAAAAAGGUCA
Messenger RNA from Octopus sinensis (East Asian common octopus), 610 nucleotides. RefSeq names its product neurocalcin-delta-like. The transcript has 5 exons. The record is from RefSeq and is a predicted model, not a curated record. Gene Ontology annotation, molecular function: calcium ion binding. NCBI's taxonomy places the organism in Eukaryota, Metazoa, Mollusca, Cephalopoda, Octopoda, Octopodidae. Bases 107 to 526 code for a protein of 139 amino acids.